AUGGUCUGUCACUGCAGGAAAGAUCAAGGGAACCUUUUUAAUGGCAAGAUUAAAUUGUCAGUGAAAUGGAAGACAAUGGGAUGCUUCAUGCCAAAGUAUCUGGAGCUUGAUAAAAGAAUACUGGAAUGGUUAACAGAGCAGAGAAGCCAAGGUAAGUUUUUUGUCGAACAUCGAUUUUGUAUUUUAAAACAACAGAAACAUGAUCACGAAGUGAAUCAAUCAACUGAUUGCAAAAUGAAUGUGAGUUGAAUAUAUGACUCUCCAAACUAUUGUAGUAUCAUGUGACAACAUUGUGUAAGGAAGAUUCUCAUCGGCCAAUUUUCACAAGUGUCCAAACAAAAUCAAGAUGUGUUCAAUUUUUAUCCUUUUGAUUGUUUGGUAACCUUCUCACUUCAUUUUGUAUUGGAAUAGCUGUUAAUGGAUUGAUGCUAUGGUUAAAGGCAAAAGAAUUCAGCGAGGAUCCUGAGUUUAAAGUGCCCUUCCGCUGGUACCAGAAGUGAAAGUGCCGAGAUUCUGUCAGCCUUUAGACCAAACCAACACUCGUUCAGCAUCUUCUAGAAGAUUUGGUGCAGCAAACAGUCAAGUUCCAUUGAUUUGUAAUCACAUCCCAUCAGCGUCACAGUUAUUCCCUAUCAAGAAUCCUCUAUUCUCAUAA
This is a messenger RNA of Pocillopora meandrina, 655 nucleotides long. Lineage: Eukaryota; Metazoa; Cnidaria; Anthozoa; Scleractinia; Pocilloporidae. The record is from the annotation of a GenBank genome assembly.